AGAACCUAUGAAUGACCUUGCCCAAUUAAAUUUCAUGAUGAAGGAUGUCAUACAAUAUGCCACUCUUGCAGUUCAGUCACAAGAGAGACUUCGUUGGCUUCUUGGACAAAAUAAUUUUAAUGAAGAAGGUAUGUAAUCUAGGCUAUUUAAGCAUCACGUUAUAACAAAAAAUAAAAAUUGUAACAAAUGAAAUCAAUGUGUAGAAGAAGUUCUAACAAUGCAUUGGACUUAACUUUUUUCAAAAUAUAUGUUUUUGUAGCCAAAAAAAAAGCACACGUAUGCCUAGAGCUGCUGAUAACCCAAAAAGCCCACCUGGAGGGAAGUGAUUGUGACUUUUGCAUACCUAAUCUCCAGGAGAGUGGCCUGAUAGAGCUAAAGCAGUUAACAUUGAUGCAUGUCCCAUCAUCACUGACUCCAGAAGUUUGUGACAAGUUCAAGGUCAUGGUUGAUCGCGCUCUGAAAGGUGGGUACAUGACUUAACACGAGUUUUAAAUACAGGAUAUGAAGACAGUUCUGCAUUUAUUACCAUUUUUUAUAGUUAAAUUUUGAGAAACAAAAUGCAAAAAAAUCAGGAUAUAUAAUUCUUAUUUUCCGAUGACUGUUAAUUAGUGUAAAGCAAGAUAAAGUAGAUGACGACACUAUUCAGUUAUUUUUUAACACGAGCAUAAGUUCAUCCUAGAUAUUUUAUUGGUUCUUUAUUGCUUAUUGGGGCACAUCAUUUUAUGGGGUCUCCUUAUAUGCAGGUUACACACUUUUAAGGCUUUUCCUGUCCAAAACUAAGGGUUUCCGCUUACAAACAAUCAGGCUUUAGCAAUUUUUAAAAGUUUUAAAAUGUCUCUCCCUUUUUUCUUGCUAUUUCUCAUGGUGGUUUACAAGUAGAUUAUAUUUAUAUCUUAUGGUAAACACUAAAUAAUAUUACCUUUAGCUCAAAUGUAUUUAUACUUUUACCUGAUUUUAUUAAUUUGUUCAGUUGAUGAUGUGAAAAAAAACAACAAAAAUUUGUUAACAUGAAAGCAUUUCAAACAUAUUUCCCAAAGUAAAACAAUUAAAAUGCAUUAACUUUAUUUAUUUGUUUAUUGCUUCAAUUUUAAAAAAAUGUACUUAGAUACCGUUAUUUAUUAAAAUCUUGUGCCAAAAAGAACGUGUCAUGCCAACAACCAUGUGUUAAGCUUGACUAUCUCCCCAGAUCAGUGUAAAGCAAUUUUAUCCAUCACAUUGCUGAAUAGUGCCUGGUAUGAGUUGUCUCAAAGAGAAAGGGGAGAGCAGGCCAAGCACAAUAUACUUUUGGUGGUUUUUAUCUCAAGGGAUGAGCAGUUUUUCUCACCUGCCAAUCCUCAAACUAAAGAACAGGCCAGCGUCAUUGACGAGGUGAGUCUGAGAGUAUAUUACCAAAAGAACAGGCCAGUGUUAUUGACCAGGUGAGUCUGAGAGUAUAUUACCAAAAGAACAGGCCAGUGUUAUUGACCAGGUGAGUCUGAGAGUAUAUUGUAAAAUGUUCAUCUUAGGGAAAAGAAAGGUUAAAAUAAAACAGUUCAGAUCAAUUUAUAAGUGAUGCAUUAGGACAAGAAUACUGAUGCAAAAAGAAACUUCAAAAUAAUCCAUACCUAUGUUAAUAUUUUGUUAUUAUAUAAAUCUUUCUCACAUUUUUGGAAAAAACUAUUUAAAUAAACAAAGCCUUUUUCCCCAUUAAAAAUUUAACAAUCCCUAGAAAAAGCUUAACUCAUUUGUUAAUACAAAUAAUUUUUUUACUAACAUCAGUGAAUUUUAUUGUCUGAAAAUCAAUUUUAUAGUUUCUUAUAUCCUGUAAGCAGUUAUAUUUUCUUAUUUUUUUCUGAUAAAUUGCUGACAUGUUGCUUGCAGGGAUGGUUCUGCGCUGUAGAGUUAUCUCACUUUGGACAAGCGCUCGGCAGAGGGCGCACGCGUUACCUGGAGGCUGUGCAUUGUCGAGAAGGGGCAGACAUAUUUUCAAGUCAGCACUGGAAAGAUUUGAGACAGACCUUGAAAUAUGAAAUAAUUACAGGUAACGAUUAAUAAAAAUUUUUAAUACAUAAUGGCACACUUUCUGUCAGUGCUUCCUGUUAUUUUUUAGAACUUUUUCAACAAUACAUUCUUUGUGUGCAGCUCACAGAAAAUGUGCACAUUGAAAUAGAUUAGCUUACCAUCCAAAGUAAAUUAUAUUAUUAAACACCACUGAAUAGCUUCAGUCAAAGUUUAGUUUAACACUGAAUAGCUGCAGGCAAGGUUUAGCUUACCGCUGUAUAGCUGUAGGCAAGGUUUAGUUUACCACUGAAUAGCUGCAGGCAAGGUUUAGUUUAAAUUAUGUAUAAACGAAAGCUUGAAGCAAAAUGAUUUAAUCCCUUAAAAUUUACAGGAUGGGCUAUUUGCAAGAAAAAUUUGAAGAAUCCAUUUGAAAUGCUUUAGACAAAAAUGCAUUAUGAGUUUAGAUACACUAAUUUAAUGAGGACAAGACUUAAGAGGAGAGAACUUAAACCUCCGCCUGGUACUUUCCCUUUUAUUUCAAUGCAAAAAUGUAUUCGAAUGUUAAACUGCAUAUCUUUUUAUUUUCUUUAAGCAGUUGUUUAUUUCAUGGUUACUUGUGUAUUCAUACACCUGGCUAAUAUAUUAACUUAUGUAUUCAUACACCUGGCUAAUAUAUUAACUUAUGUAUUCAUACACCUGGCUAAUAUAUUAAUUUAUGUAUUCAUACACCUGGCUAAUAUAUUAAAUUUUGUAUUCAUACACCUGGCUAAUAUAUUAAAUUAUUUAUUCAUACACCUGACUAAUAUAUUAACUUAUGUAUUCAUACACCUGGCUAAAAUUCUUCAUUUAAGAUAAGAAACAUGACAGGGAGGAUCACUUAAUUCUCCUGCGGAAAAUUUUAACAUUUUCCCUGGUGCAUUCUAAAUAUUUUAAAUAAGUCAAUGUACAGACAUGUGUCUUAUUUGAAGGUACUCGCAGCUUUAUGGAAGCAUGUCUUGGUCAGGCUCUCGGAGGAGUCGGAAAGAAGAAGAAGAAUGGUGCUUUCAAACUGAAGGAAGGUGUGACCAUCUUUGAAAUCUGUGAAUCUAUCCGGUAAUAAUCAUUCUCUCAAUAAUCAUUCUCUCAAUGAUCAAUAUUUUCUUACAUAGUUAAUAAUCAUUCUCUCAAUAAUCAUUAUUUUCUUACAUAGGUAAUAAUCAUUCUCUCAAUAAUCAAUAUUUUCUUACAUAGGUAAUAAUCAUUCUCUCAAUAAUCAAUAUUUUCUUACAUAGGUAAUAAUCAUUCUCUCAACAAUCAAUAUUUUCUUGCAUCAGUCGCUCUGCGUUCACCCCAUCCAUCAGAUCAGCUCCAUCCGCCACUACCUCACAGUGCAGCAAAAACACUUGUCUGUGCUCUUGUCCUCUCUUGUCUUGACCAUUGCAACUCUCUUCUGUCAGGUUCACCAAAAAAUUAAUAGAAAAACUGCAAAUAGUUCAAAACUCACUGCUAGGUUAGUUCUAUAUGCAAAGAAACAUGAUCGCGUCACUCCGCUACUUCACUCACUUUAUUGGCUCCCUUUACAUUCACAAAUUGAUUACAAGCUGUCUCUUCUCUGUCACAACUUUCUCUCUGGGUCCUUCCCUCUUACUAUCUUAUUGAACGUCUUUCUGUCUAUUCAACCCCUUUGACAGCUUUGUUCCUCCAUAGACAAGCAUAUUAUUUCUGUUCCCAAGACUCGCACUUAAACAUACAGUGAACGAUCUUUCUCUUUCUGUGCCUCCAAACAAUGGAAUUCUCCUCAAUACACAAUCCACAAUAUACUGACCAUCCAAGCCUUCAAAACUGCACUCAAGAUACACCUCUUCAAACUCUACUAUUCCAACUCAUUCUCACCCCCCUCUGAUCUAUAAACAAUGCUCGAUGCUGCUGGAUGCCAUCCAUGGCUAGUUCUUGGGUGGAUGAGGUCAAUAUUUCUACAAAACUGUUUUUAAAUGAAUAAUUUUAUGUAACUGUUUUGUCUUUUUUUUUUCUUUUUGCUAAUUUUAUUUGAAGUGCGGAGAGCCUAGCCCUAGGCUGGGGUACCGGGCUAUAUAAGAAACUUUAGUAAUAAUAAUAAUACAUUGUAAAGACAUUGAUUGUUUUAUUUUCCUUGCUUAGGUAUGGACAAUCACUUCACAUCUCAUCUAUAUUUAGAAAUAGUUUUUGAGACUUAGGUUAUAAAAAACCUUACUUAAGUUAUUUUUUAUGGUUAUCAAUUUUUGUAGAUUAUUGGAACUUGCAGACACAACAUUGAGGCUGUCAUGUGGUGACACUAAGGACAAAGUAGAUGUUUUACCUCAUGUCACAGCAGUGGAAAUGGUCAAGUCUUUUUAUACCCACACUGACCCCGUCAAAUGUAAACAUGACCUUUUUGAUCUGCUCAUGACCUGGGCUCAACAGCUGAGGGUCAGUAAAACUUUUUUUGUUUAAUUCAAAUGUAAAAAAAAUUACUUAUUAAGAAGAAAUAUUGAUACAAAAUAUAACUUACAUUUUUUUUAAAGUGAAAGAUAUUGAAGAAUUUUGUAGAUCACCUUAAAUCUUGUUGCCUUGUUCCCCGUCAAGUAGGUAAAUCUUGUUACCUUGUUCCCUGGUCAAGCAGGUAAAUCUUGUUACCUUGUUCCCUGGUCAAGUCUGUCUCGGGUUGAUCCUGUAGUAUAGGCCAACACAUGCCAAAGUGUACUCGUUUUAUAGCCAUUUUAAUUGUUUCUAUAGUAUAGUAGUUACUAUCCUAGUGUCUCAUUUUUAUUUUACUUAGUUUACAUGUUUUUAAUAAUUGUAAAGCGCUUAGAGCUUUAAGGUAAGCGCUAUAUAAAAAUGCCUAAAUAAAUAAAUAAAUAAAUAAAUCUGAGUGAAUUUAAAGAAACUUAAAAUUACUUUUCAAGUAAAGAAUGUUAUUCAACAACAAUAAUGACCAUGACCUUGAUAAGCUAACAAAUAUGAUUAAACAGCUUAUUUUAUACAUGUAGUUAAAAUUUAAUAGUAGUGUUUUAUGGUUUAUAUAUAGUGUGGCAAAUUUUACUUCUCAUUCGCCACAACCCUGAUGGCUUUUUUGGAGAAAGGUCGCACACCCUGGUCUAGGAAUGAUGAUUUAAUAUUGAUAAAUUUCACAACUUCAGAGUCAAGUAAAUCAACACUAACACAAUGUUCUAAUGUGAUGAGCAAAGCCUUGUUACGCACCCUGCACAGGAAAGACUUUCAUUUUGGUGCACCAAUGAAAACUUACAUUAAACAUUCAUGACUGAUGUAUAGCAGCAGCCAUAAUCAUGAUUUUUAAAAUUUGUUUACCCCACAUUAGGUAAAACAUGAACAUAGAUCUCCAGAUCCAGGCAUUUCCCAUGGCCCGAAAUGCAUUUCUUCAACCCUACACAAUCUCAGGAACACAUCUGCUAUCAAAAAACAUUUACAAAUCCUUAAUAAUUACUGACAUAGCACCACUUAAGACACACUACAUCCAAUUACUACAAUAAGGAUAAAGAAUAAUAAUUGUUCAUAUAAUAAUUAAUGAUUUCUGACAUGUAUAUUUAAGAAUGAAACAAAAGUGAAUAAUUAGUAAAUUCGGGAGUUUAAAUGUAUAGUCUAUAGAGUUAUCUCAGGUUAUAAAAUGUUGAAAUUCUGAUAGUUAUCCCAGAUUAUAAACUGUUGAAGUUCUGAUAGUUAUCCCAGGUUAUAAACUGUUGAAGUUCUGAUAGUUAUCCCAGGUUAUAAACUGUUGAAGUUCUGAUAGUUAUCCCAGGUUAUAAACUGUUGAAGUUCUGAUAGUUAUCCCAGAUUAUAAACUGUUGAAGUUCUGAUAGUUAUCCCAGGUUAUAAACUGUUAAAGUUCCGAUGAAUUCAAGAAUUGCAUGUCUUUUGUGUUAAGGAUUUAAACAAGUCAGUUGAUGUUAGACUGACCAAAUCAAAUCAGAAAGAGACCGAACGCAUUGUGGGGGACUGGUUGAUGACGACAAGACUGCAAGGCAGACAACUGAAACCUCUGCCAGGUACACAACCUUUUUUUUUUUUUUGCGCUACAGUUUACAGUUGAUAAACCUUUUUUUAAAAAAAAGAAAUUUAUAAGUAAUAUUCACAGUGUUUGUCAGUCCUUUGUGUAUGUUGAUAUUCACAUAUCUCUGUGAUCCUAUUGACCAAGGUUGUCCAGUGAGACAAUCAAAUAACACUAUCCAUUCUGAAAUAUGCAUGACUUUGAAUGCAAGAAUAUAGGUUUAGAUUAAAGUAGUCAUUACCAGAACUAGACAAACCAGAACUAACAUUAUGAGGACCAGCUGAUAAGUUUAUUUAUUUCUUAUUGAACGCCCCCCCCCCCCCCCAAAGCUCAUAACAGUUAUAAUUUGAUUUCCAGCAUUGCCAGACCAACAUGGCCGCCUCGUGGAACUCAUGCAGACUGUUGGAGGCCCCGUGGCCAAGCUGAAACCUUGCCAGAUCCUGUUGGUGGCCGUGGCAGGCAGUGCCAUGUACAACAUGAAAACACCAGACUCGGAUGUGGACUACCUGGUGGUGUACACACUGCCCACUGAGGUCAGUUACCAGUGAUCCCUGGUGUGGGGGUGGGUGGUUGGGGGGGGGGAGUGGAGGUCAAUUCCUAGUGACAUUUAGGGGUGAAGGGGAAUUGGGAUAUAUCUUGUAAAGUUAUUGGCAAUAUAAAUUUAAGAUUCUUUUAUUGAUCCAAACAAACGGAAAGCUGUUUUAUGAUUGCAUUGUACAUUUUCAGCACAUAAAUAAAAAAAUUGGAACACAAGACAUUUAUAAUAAAUUAUUUCACUAGUAAAAAACCCCCCAAAAAAACAACCAUUCAGUGAGUUCUCUUAUCCAUAUCAGGAACUUAUUAGUUCUCAUUAAGAUUUGUGACUUCAGGGGGAGCACGCUGGUAAAUUUUAGGACUGUCUAGGUGAUGGUAAAGUUUCUCCAACAAUAGUAAGAUAGCAUCCUCCUUACUUCUGGCAGGUUUUUAAGCAAAUUGGUGGGGGUCAAGUUUUUGCUGUACUUCAUUCAAAAAUUUCCUCAGAAUAAGUUUCUCAAAACAUUUCAUUACAAUAGAGAUAAGUGCAACAGGUCGUAAGUCGUUGUUGCAAGUUACCUUAUUUUUCUUUGGAAUUGGUAUGAUUUCUGAAGUUUCCAAAUUGUUGGUAUUGUGUUAGUUACAUAAGAUUUAUUAAAUAUGUAACAAAUUGAAAAAAAUGUAGGAUUAUAUAGAAGAGAAAUACUGGGUCUUGUGCAGAACAAUGUAACUGGACAAUACAGAGGACCAAAAGAAAUUCUGGUGACAAUACAGAGGACCAAAAGAAAUUCUGGUGACAAUACAGAGGACCAAAAGAAAUUCUGGGUCUUGUGUAGAACAAUGUAACUGGACAAUACAGAGGACCAAAAGAAAUUCUGGGUCUUGUGUAGAACAAUGUAACUGGACAAUACAGAGGACCAAAAGAAAUUCUGGGUCUUGUGUAGAACAAUGUAACUGGACAAUACAGAGGACCAAAAGAAAUUCUGGGUCUUGUGCAGAACAAUGUAACUUGACAAUACAGAGGACCAAAAGAAAUUCUGGGUCUUGUGCAGAACAAGCCUAUGACAAUAAAGUAGGUCAUUUUUCACAGCAUACAUUAUUUUAUUUCAAUGAGUGAAAAUACUAAUUAUUUACUGAUCUGAAAUAAAUCAUAGCACCAUUACGAGAAAAUCAAAUCUAUUUUACCAUGGUGCACCAAUCACGAUAACGUUCCUGGUCAAUAGUCCACAAAGAGUUGGGCCCUUUGCUUUGGGUAAAACAUAUAAUAGAAAUAACAUUUUAGGACCUUAGUGUAUCAAAAAUGGUCUGUGCUGUGUGACCACACACUCUGAAGUUACACGUAUUGGCUAGCUGGUGGAUUCAUGAUAAAUUCAUCUCUUCUGUCCGCAGAGCUUGCUGUCGGCCACAAGAAAGCUGCCAGAGUGCCAUGAAAAUCGGGGACUGGAUAAGACGGUUGAGUACGGGGCUUAUGAGGCUCGGACAUUUUGUGAGAUGUUGCUCAAGUGCAGCGUUGUGAUAUUAGAGGUAUGGCCAUUUGUAGUGUGGUUAUAUUAGAGGUAUGUUCAUUUGUAAUGUCGAAAUAUUAGAGGUUCGUCCAUUUGCGGCGUGGUAAUAUUAAAGGCAUUAAAUGAAUGUGUACUCUGGUACUUUUCUUAUUUUAGUCCAGCAUGGCAAGGCCAGAGAUUGUAUGCUUCAUAAGCUUUAGUAGUAUGUUUAAUAUGUCACCAUGCAACACUGAGAUUAUUUGUUCACACAUUAAAAUUGCUUUGCCUACAAUUUAUUCUGAUUCUAAUCCUAAUAAUAAUCGUUCUAAUGCUAAUCCUUUUAAAAUUAAUCCUUCUAAUACUAAUCCUUCUAAUACCAAUUCUUCUAAUACUAAUCCGUCAAUUUUCUCUCACCCUCCAGCUGCUGUAUGCCAAUGACCAUGAGUACACAAGUCCCCUGUGGCAGGUAAUGGACACAUGACUCUACGGACUAUGAGUAAAUAAACAUCUCACUUUGACUGAGGUGCAUGCUGUGACUUUACUUGAACUACUUUAGAUGUACUUGUAGAAAAAGUUUGACUCACUGAUUGAAAUCAGUAUUAUUAUGAUUAGGUGGUUUUAUAUGGCGCAUCCAUUGAUGACAAGUCACAUCUAACUGGAGUAACCAUCCAUGGAUGACAAGUCCCAUCUAUCUGGAGUAACCAGUCCCAUGUACCGGUGUUAAUUUUUUGUCUGGUUAUCCCUGGGGUUUGAACUCCAGCCGAUCAGUUAUAAGGUGACAUACAGGUUGCUGGUCAAGCAUGUCAACAUCACAAGAUGAUAUACAGAUGCUGACACAUUUGGCCAAACAGUCUUUUGCCCCUAACCUCUGUGUCCACGUAUAAUGGUGUUUAGUAUAAUAAUAUGGGGGUUAGUGUUAUAAUGACAAAUGUAACUAGAAAUCGUUAACUUAUUUAACUGUUUACUUGUCAUAUUGUUGACUUGUCCAGGAGCUCAGCCAGCACAAGCUGGCAUUUGUCACAGAGAAAGCCAUCCUCCAGUACCUGGGCCUCAUCAAGAACAACCUCAAAUCUAUUGACAAAGGGAAGCUACUGGACUCUGCCAAACGGGACAGGAAACUCUUCUACCAGGUAGAGUGGUAUAUCUUUGCUAAGAACAUGUAUGUGUUGAUAUCUGCCCACAGCAGUAAUACAGCUCAUGGCUUCAUCCUAAUGAUAAUUAUACUGAACAUGUUCCACUGGUGUGUCACAAAUAGGUUUACAAGUGUAGGGCACCAUUUUGAUAUAAAUGAAAAAUAGCAUUGUCUAUAGAUGAAGACUGGCAAUUGAAAAGUUAGGUUUUAGUUAGGCCAAUACAUACAAGGGAAAUUCAAGGUGGCUUGACACCUAUAAUUUAAUCAGCUGGUGAAUUGUCAUUGAAAACUUGAUGUUUCCUACAGAGGUCUGACAUGGGUUUGGUCUUUUUUCAAAACAGUGGGCAUUUUAAACAAUUUCUGUUGAGUUUAAAAAAAAAGAAAUUUUAGGUUUAAAGAAAAGAAAGCUUUAAAGAUUAUUGUUUACUGUGGUCUGAAAAGCAUUGUCAGCCCAUGAAAAGCCCAUUGUCAGCCCAUGAAAAGGCCAUUGUCAGCUUAUGAAAAGGCCAUUGUCAGCCUAUGAAAGUCCCAUGGUCAGCCCAUGAAAAGCCCAUUGUCAGCCUAUGAAAAGCCUGUUGUCAGCCCAUGAAAAGCCCAUUGUCACCCUAUGAAAAGCCUGUUGUCAGCCCAUGAAAAGCCCAUUGUCAGCCUAUGAAAAGCCUAUGAAUAACCCUGAUAGGAUAUGUGAUUAUAUCAAGUAUUUAAAAAAUCAAUAGUAUGGCAGUGAGGGUAUACAACUAGGAAAUGUUUAGGAACCACUGAACUAGACGAUUCAUGUUAACCCUCUUGAGGUGGCUGGGCCAAUCUUUCUGCCCAGAGUGUUAUGAUGAAACCUAACCAAGUGAGCCGUAAACAAUUCUUAAAACAUAUGACCUUGAAAUAUGACAAAAGGCAUGAGCACCCCCAGUAAGGCUUCAAGAAUCAUAAAAUUUAACAAAAUUCUGCCAGUAAGACUUUACAAAUUAUAAUUGUGAAAAUAAACUGCAUGAAUAAAUUAUUCAAAUCAGGAUAUCUCAUUUGCAUAAAUGUUGAAAUUUUAGUUUGAUUCAUCAAGAUCGUAUUAGUUCAUUCUAUUCCCUGCAAGAAUAUAUAUAUUGUAAAUGAUUGUGCAAAGUAAGUGCAGGGCUUGUGUAAAGGGUUCCGUCUUCUUGGCACUGACAGUCCAAAGAGGCUCUUGACCACUUUGUUAAAAACCACAGUUUAAAAGUUAAAUAUGGUCAAUAGUUGUGAAUGUGAUCUAAUUAAGUCUGCUCGGUACUGGGAUUAUUGUACGUAACUGUGUUAUAUUAAGAGAUGUGUUACUUGUAAUAGCUGCAGACAUGCAUUGCAUACAAAAAAAGUGUACUCGUUUUUAUAGCCAUUUUAAUGCGAAAGCUACUGUUUCUAUAGUCAUUUUUCACAUUGUAGUUACUAUUCUAGUGUCUCAGGUUUUUCAUUUGUAUUUUACUUUAGCAGUUUAAAUAGUUUACAUAUUUUUAAUAAUUGUAAUGCGCUUAGAGCUGUAAGAUAAGGGCUUUACAAAAAUGCCUAAAUAAAUAAAUAAAUAAAUACAUCUUAAAUAUAUGUGAUGCCAUAAUGUCCCCACAGAACUUCCACAAGAUUCAUGGCGUACAGCACAUGAUGAACGGCCAGGUGCCGCCCGUCAAGCUGGAUGGGGACAUCCGGGAGUUCGUCAUGAACGUUAGGACAAGGGAUGAUGGGGUAAUGGACAGCACAAUUUUGUGAUCUUUGAAAUAUAGUCUUAGUAACCAAGUUGGAGAUGAGUGAAACUGAGUAAGGUAAACAUGAAAAAAAAGGAAUGCAACAAAACAACGAACAUAUCGGCAGGAAGCCUUCGUCAGCAAACAAACAGAAAAAACAGAAUAAAAUUUAAAAAAUAGUACGUAGCUGAGAAGUAGUAUCCGAGAGGGCAGCAGAAGAAAAGGUUUGACCUUACUUUUACUCAUUUCCUAUUUUGCUAACCUGAUUGCAGUCUCUCCCCUUAUUACCCUAGUAACCAAGUAGGGGGUUGUUUAACAAUAUAGGUUUUCUGUAACGAUAUAGAUGUACCAUAACAUGUUGAGGUAAUAUUAAACUUUAGGUAUACCGACUAUAGGAGGGGCGGUAGUGUAAAUACAGAGAAUGUAGUGUUAUUUUGUAUGUUCCUAUUGUAUGCUCACAACAUCGUCAAUCAACUGUUAAACAUUUAUUCUGUUGUAGGAGUGGAGCCGAGACAAUGUCACUAAACUGCUCAAGGAACAGUACCACGACCUACGGGAGAAAUUGUGCAACAGAGCGGAACGCCUCAGGGAAAACCCAGACUAUAAUUUAUGUACCAACUGGCUGUUGUCUGUCAGAGGCCUGGGAUAAUUGAUGUCAC
Molecule: messenger RNA, 11468 nt
Organism: Lymnaea stagnalis (great pond snail)
Lineage: Eukaryota; Metazoa; Mollusca; Gastropoda; Lymnaeidae
Source: the annotation of a GenBank genome assembly